Messenger RNA from Galeopterus variegatus (Sunda flying lemur), 6831 nucleotides. It is a transcript of the gene SPTA1, whose product is annotated as spectrin, alpha, erythrocytic 1. Gene Ontology annotation, molecular function: calcium ion binding; actin filament binding. NCBI's taxonomy places the organism in Eukaryota, Metazoa, Chordata, Mammalia, Dermoptera, Cynocephalidae. Gene Ontology annotation, biological process: actin cytoskeleton organization. The record is from RefSeq and is a predicted model, not a curated record. The coding region runs from base 1 to 6528 and encodes 2175 amino acids. The transcript has 49 exons. Gene Ontology annotation, cellular component: plasma membrane; cell projection; cell junction.
AUGGAGAACUUUCCAAAGGAAACUGUUAUGGAGAGCAGUGGGCCAAAGGUUUUGGAAACAGCUGAAGAGAUCCAGGAGAGGCGUCAGGAGGUGUUGAGUCGGUACCGGAGGUUCAAGGAGCUGGUUGCUGAGAGGGGUCAGAAGCUUGAAGAGUCCUAUCACUACCAGGUUUUCAGGCGAGAUGCAGAUGAUCUGGAGAAGUGGAUCUUGGAGAAACUCAAGAUUGCAGAUGAUAAGAGCUAUGAAGACCCAACUAAUAUACAGGGGAAAUAUCAGAAGCAUGAAUCCUUCGCAGCAGAAGUGCAAGCAAAAUCAAGGGUCAUUCCUGAACUGGAGGAAAUCAGGAAAGUCCGAUUUCCUGAGGGGCAUUUUGCCCAUGAGGACACCAAGGUCCACCUGGAGGAACUGCACCGCCUGUGGGACCUGCUGCUGGAGCUGACCCAGGAGAAGGGCACCCUGCUGUUGCGGGCCUUGAAACUCCAGCAGUACUUGCAGGAGUGUGCUGAUAUCUUGGAGUGGAUUGGAGACAAGGAAGCUAUAGUGACAUCAGUGGAGCUGGGUGAUGACUGGGAGCGCACAGAAGUUCUACAUAAGAAGUUUGAAGAGUUUCAAGUGGACCUGGAAGCUCGGAAGGGUAGAGUGGAUGGAGUAAACCACUAUGCCGAUGAGUGUGCUAAGGUGAAGGAGUUAUGUGCCAAAGCAGACAAGCUGAAGCUUUCUCAUCCUUCAGAUGCACCUCAAAUCCAGCAGAUGAAAGAGGAUCUGGUGUCCAACUGGGAGCACAUCCGUGCCCUGGCUACUAGCAGAUAUGCAAAACUGCAGGCUUCUUACGGGUACCAGCGCUUCUUAUCUGACUACGAUGAGCUCUCAGGCUGGAUGAAGGAGAAGACCGCUCUGAUCAAUGCUGAUGAGCUGCCCACAGAUGUGGCUGGAGGGGAAGCCCUGCUGGACAGGCAUCAGCAGCAUAAGCAUGAGAUUGACGAUUAUGAUGACCGAUUUCAAUCUGCUGAUGAGACUGGUCAAGCCCUACUGGAUGCCAAUCAUGAAGCUUCUGAUGAAGUUCAGGGAAAGCUCUCAGGCUGGAUGAAGGAGAAGACCGCUCUGAUCAAUGCUGAUGAGCUGCCCACAGAUGUGGCUGGAGGGGAAGCCCUGCUGGACAGGCAUCAGCAGCAUAAGCAUGAGAUUGACGAUUAUGAUGACCGAUUUCAAUCUGCUGAUGAGACUGGUCAAGCCCUACUGGAUGCCAAUCAUGAAGCUUCUGAUGAAGUUCAGGGAAAGGCCUUUCUGGAAAAUGAGGAUCUGGGAAACUCACUGGGCAGUGUAGAAGCCCUUCUUCAGAAGCAUGAUGACUUUGAGGAAGCCUUUACUGCCCAGGAAGAGAAGAUCACGACCUUAGAUAAGACCGCAACAAAACUGAUUGACAAUGACCAUUAUGAUUCAGAGAACAUCGCUGCUAUCCGUGACGGGCUGUUGGCCCGGCGGGACGCCCUACGUGAUAAGGCUGCCAUUCGACGUAGAUUGCUGGAGGAUUCAUUAAUUCUGCAACAACUGUAUCAGGACUCAGAUGACCUAAAGAACUGGAUCAACAAGAAGAAAAAGAUGGCAGAUGAUGAAGAUUACAAAGAUGCACAGAACUUGAAAAGCCAGGUUCAAAAGCAGCAAGUCUUUGAACAGGAAUUGGCAGCUAAUGAGAUCCUGCUUAAUAAACUGGAGAAAACUGGCCAGGAGAUGAUUGAGGGAAAUCACUAUGCCUCUGACAAUGUGGCUGCUCGUGUGAGUGAAGUUGCCAGCCUCUGGAAGGAAUUGUUGGAGGCCACAGCCCAGAAAGAUAUGGCCCAAUUGGGAGCAACCAGGUCAUGGUCAAGGCAAUGCCUUUGCAUUUCUCUUUCUGAGGUUCUGACAUUUGUUUUGGAUCAGGUGGACACCCUCACAGACUUGGCUGCGUAUUUUGAAGAAAAAGGCCAUCCUGAAUCUGGGGACAUACGGGCAAGGCAGGAGUCCUUGGUGUCUCAGUUUGAAGCUCUGAAAGGGCCACUAGCCAACCGCAAGAAGAAGCUCAUUGACCUACUCCAUCUGCAGCAAAUCUGCAGAGACACAGAGGAUGAGGAGGCCUGGAUCCAAGAGACUGAACCCUCAGCAGCUUCUACCUACCUUGGCAAGGACCUGAUUGCCUCCACAAAUCUUCUGAACAGGCACCAAGUCAUCCUGUCAGACAUUGCCAGCCAUGAGCCACACAUCCAGGUGAUAACACAGAGGGGAAACAAAAUGGUAGAGGAAGGACACUUUGCAGCAGACGAUGUGGCCUCUAGGGUUGAGAGUUUGAACAAGAAUAUGGAGUCUCUCUGUGCUCGAGCUGCCAGGCGGCAGAAUGAUCUUGAGGCCAAUGUCCAGUUCCAGCAGUACCUGGCUGACCUGCAUGAAGCGGAAGCAUGGAUUAGAGAGAAGGAGCCUAUUGUAGACAACACUAAUUAUGGGGCUGAUGAAGAAGCAGCUGGGGUUCUUCUGAAGAAACAUGAGGCCUUCCUAGUGGAUCUUGAGGCAUUUGAAAACAUUAUCCAAGCUCUCCGGGAACAGGCAGAAGCCUGCCAGCAACAACAGGCUAUACCAGGAGAAGGUGCUGCUCGAGAAGAGAGGGUGGUGGCUUUAUAUGACUUCCAGGCCCGCAGCCCUCGAGAAGUCACCAUGAAGAAAGAUGAUGUCCUAACUCUGCUCAGUUCCAUCAAUAAGGACUGGUGGAAGGUCGAAGCUGAUGAUCACCAGGGCUUUGUCCCGGCUGUUUAUGUCAGGAGAUUGGCCCAUGAUGAGUUCCCCAUGCUCCCCAGGCGGCAGCGAGAAGAGACAGACAUCUCCCAGCGCCAGGAGCAGGUUGAGAACCAGUACUACUCUCUCCUUGAUCGGGCAAGAGAACGUAGACGUCGUCUAUUGCAACGUUACAAUGAAUUUUUGCUGGCCUAUGAGGCAGGAGACAUGCUCGACUGGAUCCGAGAGAAAAAGGCAGAAAACACUGGGGUGGAACUAGAUGAUGUCUGGGAGCUGCAGAAAAAGUUUGAUGAGUUCCAAACGGAUUUGAAGACCAAUGAGCCUCGGCUAAGGGAAAUCAACAAGGUAGCUGAUGAUCUGCUAUUUGAAGGACUUCUAACACCAGAAGGAUCUCAAGUCCAGCAGGAAUUGAAUGCCCGUUGGGGUUCCUUGCAGAGGCUUGCAGAUGAACAGCGGCAGCUGCUGGGCAGUGCCCAUGCAGUCCAGAUGUUUCACAGAGAUGCAGAUGACAUGAAGGAGCAGAUUGAAAAGAAGUGCCAGGCCCUCAGUGCUGCUGACCCUGGCUCAGACCUGUUCAGCGUCCAAGCCCUUCAGCGACAGCAUGAGGGCUUUGAGAGAGACCUCAUACCCCUGGGGGAAAAGGUGAUUAUAUUGGGGGAGACAGCAGAGCGGCUCAGUGAGUCCCAUCCAGAUGCCACUGAGGACCUGCAGAGACAGCGAAUGGAGCUGAGUCAGGCCUGGGAGGACCUGCAGGGGCGUACAGAGGACCGUAAGGAAAGCCUAAAUGAGGCCCAGAAAUUCUACCUGUUUCUCAGCAAGGCCAGGGACCUACAGAAUUGGAUCAGUGGCAUUGGUGGGAUGGUAUCAUCACAGGAGCUGGCUGAGGACUUAACUGGCAUAGAGAUCUUGCUGGCGCGACAUCAGGAGCAUCAUGCUGACAUGCAGGCAGAGGCUCCCACCUUCCAGGCCUUAGAAGACUUUGGUGCAGAACUGAUAGACAGUGGGCACCGUGACAGUCCUGAAAUUGAAAAUAAGCUUCAAGCUGUCCGACUAGAGAGAGAUGAUUUGCAGAAGGCUUGGGAACGACGCAAGAAGAUCCUAGACCAAUGCUUGGACUUGCAGGUGCAAUGGAAGGCUCUCAAAGCACAACUGAUUGCUGAGCGGACGAGGCUUGGAGACUACGCUGACCUGAAACAAUUCUACCGUGACCUCGAGGAGAUGGAAGAAUGGAUCAGUGAGAUGCUACCCACAGCCUGUGAUGAAUCCUACAAAGACCCCACCAACAUUCAGAGAAAAUACCUGAAACACCAGACCUUUGAAAAUGAGGUUUAUGGUCGAGCUGAGCAGGUAGAAGGAGUCAUCAACCUGGGGAACUCCCUGAUUGAACGGAGGGCCUGUGAAGGCAAGGAAGAGACCGUGAAGGAGCAAUUGGAAGAGCUGGAGAAACAUUGGGACUACCUGCUUGAGAAAACAGUUGACAAAGGACAGAAGCUCAAUGAGGCUAGUCGCCAACAGAGGUUCAACACAGGUGUUCGGGACUUUGAGUUCUGGCUUUCAGAGGCAGAGACUCUGCUGGCAAUGAAAGAUCAGGCCAGGGACUUGGCUUCAGCAGGAAACCUGCUUAAGAAGCAUCAGCUAUUGGAAAAAGAGAUGUUGGCUCGAGAGUUCUUCCAGGACCUAGACGAUGAGGAAUCCUGGAUAGAGGAAAAGUUGGUACGAGUGAGCUCCCAAGACUAUGGCAGGGAUCUGCAAAGUCUUCAGAACUUAGUGAAGAAGCACAAACGCCUGGAGGGGGAGCUGGUGGCACAUGAACCCGCUAUCCAGAAUGUGCUGAAUAUGGCAGAAAUGCUGGAAGACAAGGCUGCUGUGGGGCAGGAGCAGAUCCAGGAGCGGUUGGAUCUGUUUGUUCAGCACUGGGAGAAGCUCAAAGAGUUGGCCGAGGCUCGAGGGAUUCGGUUGGAAGAAUCCCUAGAAUACUUGCAAUUCAUGGAGAAUGCUGAGGAAGAGGAAGCUUGGAUCAGUGACAAAGAAGCUCUAGUUGCCCGAGGGGAUUCUGGAGACACACUGGCUGCAACUCAGAGCCUGCUAAAGAAGCAUGAAGCCUUGGACAAUGACUUUACAGUCCAUGAGACACGAGUGCAAAAUGUGUGUGCACGAGGAGAAGACAUCCUGAGUAAGGAGGAAAGUCAGAACAAGGAGAAAAUUUCUGCCAAGAUAGAGGCUCUAAAUGAAAAGACUCCUUCUCUGGCCAAGGCAAUAGCUGUUUGGAAGUUACAACUGGAAGAUGAUUAUGCCUUUCAGGAGUUUAACUGGAAGGCUGAUGUGAUAGAGGCCUGGAUAGCUGAGAGGGAAAAAAGCCUGAAGACCAAUGGCAAUGGUGCAGACUUCGCUGCCUUCCUUACUCUCCUAGCAAAGCAGGAUACACUGGAUGCCAGUCUGCAGAGCUUCCAGCAAGAGAGACUUUCUGAGAUCACUGAUCUGAAGGACCAACUAGUCACUGCUCAGCACAGCCAGACCAAAGCCAUUGAGGAGCGCCAUGCUGCCCUACUGAGGCACUGGGAACAGUUACUGGAAGCCUCUGCAGCCCACAGACAGAAACUGCUGGAAAAGCAGCUUCCUUUACAGAAGGCUGAGGAGCUAUUUAUGGAAUUUGCAAACAAGGCUUCAGCUUUCAACAACUGGUGUGAGAAUGCUGAAGAGAACCUGUCAGGUCCUGUGCACAGUGUCUCCCUGAAUGAGAUUCGGCAGCUGCAGAAGGACCACGAGGCCUUCCUGGCUUCCAUGGCUGGGGCUCAAGCAGACUUUAACUAUUUGCUGGAGCUAGACCAGAAGAUUAAGUCCUUAAAUGUGCCCUCUAGCCCUUAUACCUGGUUAACAGUGGAGGUGCUAGAAAGGAUCUGGAAUCACCUACCUGACAUCAUCAAGGAACGAGAGCAGGAGUUGCAAAAGGAAGAGGCAAGACAGGUGGAGAACUUUGAGAUGUGCCAGGAAUUUGAACAGAAUGCCAGUGACUUCCUUCAGUGGAUCCUGGAGACCAGGGCUUAUUUUCUGGAUGGAUCUUUGCUCAAAGAAACAGGAACUCUGGAAUCCCAGUUGGAAGCAAAUAAAAGGAAGCAGAAGGAGAUCCAGGUGAAGAAGCGCCAGCUGACUAAGAUUGAGGACCUGGGGGAAAAGUUGGAGGAGGCUCUGAUCCUUGACAUCAAAUACAGCACCAUUGGACUGGCCCAGCAGUGGGACCAGCUCUACCAGCUCGGGCUGAGGAUGCAACACAACCUGGAGCAACAGAUCCAAGCCAAGGACACCAUAGGUGUGAGUGAAGAGACGCUAAAGGAGUUUAGCACAACCUAUAAACACUUUGAUGAGAAUCUGACAGGGCGUUUGACUCAUCGAGAGUUCCGUUCCUGCCUGAGAGGACUCAAUUACUACUUGCCAAUGGUGGAGGAGGGUGAACCUGAGCCCAAGUUUGAGAAGUUCCUGGAUGCUGUGGAUCCAGGGAGGAAGGGCUAUGUCUCACUGGAGGAAUAUACCUCAUUCCUGAUUGACAAGGAGUCAGAGAACAUCAAGUCCAGCGAUGAGAUAGAGAAUGCUUUCCAAUCCCUGGCAGAAGGCAAAGCCUACAUUACCAAAGAGGAUAUGAAGCAGGCGCUCACCCCAGAACAAGUGUCAUUCUGUACCAUACAUAUGCAGCAAUAUAUGGACCCACGGGGUCGAAGCCAUCCUGCUGGCUACGACUACGUUGGCUUCACCAAUUCCUUCUUUGGCAACUGAUAAUCAACUAGUUCCUUGUGGAUCAUAGAUAAUAUUGCUGUGGUGGGAAAUAUUGGGGGAUGAAGUGGACAGGCAAUUGUGGAGAGUAAGAAGAUGGUGUGUAUGUGUGUGUGUGUGUGUGUAUUACGUUUAUUGCAGGACCUAAAAAAUUCACAAGCUUGGGAUGUGUAGGGGGUUAAUAGAGUUGGAAGAGUGGAGACUAUUGGGCUUAUUUUGUAUGCAACUAAUCAUGGCUGAUGUCUCUGUGCUUUAUUUUUUUGUGUGUUUUGCAUAUCUUUAUCAUUUCAUUUUGUUCUGCUUAUA